AUGGGGAUUUUAGAAAGGAUAGCUGAUAUAGAGGCCGAAAUGGCUAGAACCCAGAAAAAUAAAAAAACUGAAUAUCAUUUAGGUAGAUUAAAGGCUCAAUUGGCUAAAUUGAGAACUGAACUAAUUGAAGCUGGGAAUAGCAGUAGCCAUAAAGGAGAAGGGUUUGAUGUUAUAAAACAAGGUGAUGCACGUGUUGUAUUGAUUGGAUUUCCUUCUGUUGGUAAAUCUACGCUACUAUGUGAAACAACAGGUGCGGAAAGUGCAAUAGCAGCUUAUGAAUUUACAACUCUUACAUGUGUGCCAGGAGUAAUGAAGUACAACAAUGCUAAGAUUCAACUUUUAGAUCUACCGGGAAUAAUAGAGGGUGCAGCAAGUGGUAGAGGAAGAGGAAGACAGGUUAUAGCAGUAGCUCAGUCAGCUGACCUAAUUCUAAUGGUUCUAGAUUGUACUAAAGAUGAGAGCCAAAAAAGAAAGUUAGAAAUAGAAUUGGAAUCUAUAGGAAUAAGAUUAAAUAAGAGACCUCCAAUGAUAAGUAUUAGACCUAAGAAAAUAGGUGGAAUAACCUUUAAUUCAACUGUACCUUUGACUCACCUUAAUAAUAAGAUGAUCAUAAAUAUAUUAAAUGAAUAUAAAAUUUACAAUGCAGAUAUUCUAAUUAAAGAGGAUUGUACUAUUGAUGAUUUUAUUGAUUGUAUUGAAGGUAAUAGAAAAUAUAUACCAUGUUUAUAUGUAUACAAUAAAAUAGAUAAUUUAAAUAUUCAGGAAAUAGAUGAACUUGCAAGAAGGUCAAACAGUGUAGUUAUAUCAUCACAGAAACGUUGGAAUCUAGAUACAAUGAUAGAAUUAAUAUGGGAUAAAUUGGGACUUGUUAGAUUAUAUACAAAGAAGAAAGGUGAAUUACCUGAUUUUUCAGAUCCUCUUAUCCUAACUCCUCAAAGAGGAAAUAUUGAUGUUGAGACAGUAGUUAGACUUAUUCAUAAGGAUCUAAUAAGUGAAUUUAAACAUGCUCUUGUUUGGGGCACAAGUGUUAAACAUAAUCCUCAAUGUGUUGGGCUUACUCAUAAAUUAAAUGAUGAAGAUGUUAUACAGCUUGUGAAAUCUAGGUAG
Messenger RNA from Cryptosporidium muris RN66, 1107 nucleotides. Its product is annotated as developmentally regulated GTP-binding protein 2, putative. The record is from RefSeq and is a predicted model, not a curated record. Gene Ontology annotation, cellular component: cytoplasm. Gene Ontology annotation, biological process: cytoplasmic translation. NCBI's taxonomy places the organism in Eukaryota, Apicomplexa, Conoidasida, Eucoccidiorida, Cryptosporidiidae. Bases 1 to 1107 code for a protein of 368 amino acids. The transcript has a single exon. Gene Ontology annotation, molecular function: GTPase activity; GTP binding.